GCUGGGGCUGUGCCUAGCCCCUGUCUGGCCCCGGGCAGCCAGGUCACAAACCCAGGGGCAGAUUUGUGCCCCGAGCCCAUGGAGGGUGCAGAAGGCGAGAACAGCCCUUCUGCUCCCCAAGGUCCAAGGAGAGCCCUGCUUUUGCUAGGCAAGUCACUCAGGUGGCCACAGGACAGAGCUGUGGGCAGCAGGUCCUCCCUGACCUAGGUGCAUCUCCUCACCCCUUUCUCAGCCCCCUCUACCUCACAUCUGUAGCAGCACAACUCUGUUUGGACCCUGGAACUGCUCCCUGCUAAGCAACCCCGCCCUGCCUUGGGUCUGCUCGUACCAGUCCCAUGUGUGGCCUCUGCCCUGCUAUGUUAACUUUUACCAGCUUUGCUUCCCGGCCUUCCUGUGGCCAGGGUCCACAAUGUGCUGCCUGGGAGCAUGGGACCUGCUCCAGCCCUGGCCUCCUGUCCGCACCAGGAUGCGGGAACCGUGCCCCUCCCAUGAUGUGCCACUGCCAGCGCCGGGGAGCUCAGGUGAUCCUGGGCCGGGACUCCCAUCUGCACGUCUACGAGCACGGCGGGGUCGCGCAGGUCGCUGGUGUCCACUCCCAGGCGCUGCCGGACUUGCCCGAUGGCACCUUCGACCUGGAGCUGCUGGAGCUGACAAUCCGUGAGGCCCACGGCAGCCGGUACCACCCGCGCCCCGAGCUUGUGUGCCUGGAGAACACGCACAGCUCUGCUGGGGGCCGGGUGCUGCCCCUUGCCUACCUCCAGCAGGUCCGUGGGCUCGCUGACCGCUACGGGCUGCAGGUGCACAUGGACGGAGCACGGCUGAUGAAUGCGGCAGUGGCACAGAACAUGGAGCCAGCUCAGUUCACCCAGCACUGCGACUCCGUGGCCCUCUGCUUCUCCAAGGGCCUGGGUGCCCCAGCUGGUGCAGUGCUGGCUGGGCGCAAGGACUUUGUCGCCGAGGCCUGGCGCAUGCGGAAGCUGCUGGGUGGUGGGAUGCGGCAGGCCGGAGUGCUGGCAGCUGCAGCCCUUGUUGGCCUUGAGCGCAUGGGGGUGACGCUGCGCAGGGACCACGACAAUGCCUGGCGCUUUGCUGAAGGCAUUCAGGAGCUGAACUCGCCCCUCUGCUCUGUCAACCUCACGGCGGUGGAGACCAACAUUGUGAUGGUGAACAUCAGCGGGGCCUACCCAUCCCCUGUGGAGCUCUGUGAGCACCUGCGGGCUGUGAGCGAGGAGGAGCUGGCCCAGACUGGCCACGCUGUCAGCGUCCUGCUCUUCCCCUGGUCGGCACACACCGUGCGCGCUGUCUGGCACUGCGGCAUCUCGGCCCGCGACACCGAGCUUGCAAAGAAGAAGCUGGAGUUUGUGGCCAGGAAGUGCCAGGAGAAGCUGACCCUGGGGCUGCGCCCAACCCCUCCGAGUGCAAGGGGAGCCUGAGCAUCCCCCCAGCCCUGUCCUGGCAGCUGAGGUGCUGGGACCAGCCACAGCAUCUGCAGCACAGCAUUCAUCCCGCAAGCCAGUGUGAGCCCAGCCCAGGGGACACCCCAGCCUGCUUAGCAGUGGGAGCAUCUUCACAGACACAUCCAGAGGUAACAUUGGGAGCCCACAGCACACUCCGCCACUUGGUCCCCUCAGAGGCAGGGUCCCUGCCUUGUGGGUCACCCAGCAAACACAUCCUCAGGGCAUCCUUUAGGUCCUGCAGCAGCUUAGCUACUGUAACCUGGGUCCCAUAGAGCACCCAAAGGUGGAGCCAGACACCCCUCACCCCAAGGCCACACGCUGUGCCUGGCUCACGUGCACUGCAUGGGUGUGAGGAUGCUGCAGUGGAGAGGCAGAUCCCGAGGGAUGGUCAGGGCAUGAAAUAAACAUGUUCUGGCAGGGC
Molecule: messenger RNA, 1878 nt
Organism: Pezoporus occidentalis (night parrot)
Lineage: Eukaryota; Metazoa; Chordata; Aves; Psittaciformes; Psittacidae
Exons: 6
Coding region: 336-1433 (365 amino acids)
Biological process (GO): glycine biosynthetic process; L-threonine catabolic process
Cellular component (GO): cytosol
Molecular function (GO): L-allo-threonine aldolase activity
Source: RefSeq, a predicted model, not a curated record